Molecule: messenger RNA, 802 nt
Organism: Labeo rohita (rohu)
Lineage: Eukaryota; Metazoa; Chordata; Actinopteri; Cypriniformes; Cyprinidae
Product: myelin basic protein
Exons: 4
Coding region: 199-606 (135 amino acids)
Molecular function (GO): structural constituent of myelin sheath
Source: RefSeq, a predicted model, not a curated record
CACUGAAUAACACAGCACUACCUAAAAGCAGGAAGUACAGUAGUAGAUCAUCCAUCCAAACCACAUGCAGCUGAAACAGAAAAACAAAGCCUACAAAAUUAUAUUUUGCGCAGAUGUGGAUUUUUUGAUGUACUGCUGAGGCGAGCAGCCGAAACCUGUAAUCUACACAUAGCGUGGACGCGUUUGGGAAACAAGAGCAUGGGGCAGCAUCUUGGAAAACGUGAGCCACCUACUGAUUCAAAGGGAUCCUCAACAGUACCUGAACACAUCCCAACAGACUCACCGGAGUCACAAGAUGAGGUAUUUGGAGUGGGGGAGGCGGACCUCAACCAGAACAAUGGGUGCUCCAGCAAGAGUCCAGUGGUGACUGACUCCAUGAACGCUGCAGUAGAUCACAGCAGCUGGAACCAUCCGAACACAGCCGACCCUAAUGCCUCAGGGCUCCGCCCACACUUGGUCCGCCUCUUUUCUCGAGAUGCCCCAGGUCGCGAGGACAACACCUUCAAAGACCGCCCCUCGGAGUCUGACGAGCUGCAGACCAUCCAAGAGCACUGCGGAGCUGGCUCAGAGUGUGGUUCCGAGUGUGCAGAGCAGGACCUACAGUAAAUUUCCUCUUUGCCUACUCUUUCCUCACUCCCAUUUCGGAAAAAAGCACCGCUGCAGAGAUUAAAGCAAGCACUCAGCAUGGCAUCUGCAAGCUCUUCGCAGUCAACAUUCAGACUGGGCCGCAGUAAGAAGAACCCUACUGUUAUGGAUCAGAUCGGAAAGUUCUUCGGAGGGGACAAAAAGAAGAAGGGAAAGG